Molecule: messenger RNA, 1458 nt
Organism: Aegilops tauschii subsp. strangulata
Lineage: Eukaryota; Viridiplantae; Streptophyta; Magnoliopsida; Poales; Poaceae
Source: RefSeq, a predicted model, not a curated record
AUGGAGAGAAGCCUCGGCUGGCAGAGAGCGAUGAUGGACCUCGCCGGCGAUGAUGAGGGGUGGCGCGCGCAGUUGACAGAGGUGUGCGGCUGGUUCCCCAGCACGGAGAUGUUGGUCAACCACGCGUGUGGCCUCGUCAAAGUCCUCACCGACGCCGAGAGGAAGCGCGCCUUCCCCUACGGCCACGGCGUCCCGCCGGUUGUCCUCCUCGUGUGGGCAAUGCGAGAGGCCACGCUGAGCGACUCCCCUGUUCAGCGCGCAAGGUGGUGGAUGUACCGCUCCACCACCAUGACGCUGCGGCCAGAUUCAGCACGCGUCGCGUCGAGGGCGGAGCGCGUCGACGUCGAGCUCGCUCUCCCUGCGCCCGUCAGCCCGGACUACCAGGUCCGCCACGUGCCGAAGCCAGUGCUACCGUUGGGCUCUGACGUCGUGGAGGACGACGUGGAGGAGGUACUGGUCAUCCUUGAUGACCAUGAGGAGGGCGAUGAGGACGCUGUGCAGAUGGUAGCGCCGGUCGCCGUCGAGGGUGGCAAGACAAUGCCCAUCGACGUCGAGCUCCUUCCCCUCCUCCCUGACAUAGUGAAGGUGGAAGAAGAGAAGGUGGCUCAGGAUCAGGUGGCGCAUCUGUCGAACAGAACGGCGGUCAAGAAGAAGGCUUCUCCGUAUCGGGAUCGGGGCGACCAUGCCCCCGCCCUCGACAACCCCGCCGCCCGGAUCGACCGCACCGCGCCGCCUCGACCACUCCUCCUCGCUGGACGCCUCGUCGUCCUCUCCGCCGUGCGCCGCACCCCCGUGCCGCCUCCCCGCCGGACUGCCACCCUGUCGCUGUCGUCCCCGUCUACCUCCCCGAGCACCCCUGCCCCCGGACCCUACACCCCCCGUGAGCUCCCUCUCCUCCGGUCGCCCGCACUCCCAUGCUACCAUCGUCGCCCGCACUCCCCGUGCUCGCGGCCUCCUCCCCCGCACGCGCCUAGGCCACGCGCCCCACCGUGCCCGACCACCGCGCGCGCUCGCGCUGACCGCGCCCCGCAUCGCUCCCUGCUCGCGCGCGUGGCCGCCCCGCUGUUGCUCUGCUACUGCCUCUGCUCUACCUCCCCCGCAGCCCCGCGGCCCCGCCACGGAUCGCGCACGCCCCCGCCGGCGCCGUUCGCCUCCAUCGCGCCGCGGCCAGCUCCGCCCUACCCCCUGCUCCCCGUGGCCACGCACUGCGUGCCGAGGCCGCCGCCGCACUUGCCGUCCCGCUCCGCCGCGGCACUCGCCCUGCGCCACUCCUGGCCCCGCCCCUCACCUCGCUGCCCCCACUCGGGUCGGCUGCGGCCGCCCUGCCAUGGCCGCCGGCCAGCCAGCACGCGGCCGGGGCCAGCGCCCCGCCACGGCCAGAGCCCCGUUCGGGCGCCCCGCCCGCUUCGCCCUUUUCCGCUCGGGUUCGCCCGCCCCGCUGCACGCUCGACCCGUUAG